GUAUGCGACCGCGGCCAGCCGAUCAUCUCAGUCUGGAUCCCUCCGCGUGUGCCGAAAGGCUUCUCCACAAACACCUACACACGCGUUGUGUCGUCACCGCAGAUAGCCGUCGUUCGGUUCCGUAGUAAUUAAUGUUACAAUCAUAUCACAUUUAUAGUAUCCAAGUACACAUAAGUGCACGUGUGUGUUCUGCUCGUUGUUUUCCCGCAAAAAUGGUUCGGUCGCGAUAUUUUUAAACGGGCUCGUUUGGCCGGCUUACGGACGUUUCCUCGGGAUUAAGUAGCCGCCUCCGCAGUACCUCAGGAAGAUUAUCGAAAAACAAGUCCGAUCAAUCGAUCGGACUUCAGUCGACUGUUCCUCGAAAUGAUCCAAGAAAACCGUUUUGAAACGUAUGGAUUGCCAGCAUCGUUUAUUAAAAAUGUUAAGGAGAAAACUGCCGAUAAAGUCAGACAUUUGACGGCAGAUGACGCCAUCUGCGAAAACAAAAGUUUGAACUUUAGAGACUUGUACGACUUACAAUUUGUUAAGACUGAAGUUCUGCAAUGCCGAGGCUGUUCCGAUCCUAUCACCGACAGAUUUUUGUUGAAAGUAUCUGAUAAAAUAUGGCACGUGUCUUGUUUGAGAUGUUGUGUUUGUAACUUGAUAUUAGAAGACGAACCUUCCUGUUUUGUUAAAGAUGAUUCUGUUUACUGUCGUCAAGAUUAUGCCAGGAGUUUCGGUACAGUGUGCUCAAAAUGUUCCAAAGGCAUUUCCUCUUCUCAUUGGGUCCGGAAAGCCAGGGAUCAUGUUUACCAUUUGGCGUGUUUCCGGUGCGACGCUUGUGACCGACAACUCAACACAGGCGAGGAGUUCGCAUUACACGAAGGCCGAGUUCUCUGCAAACCGCACUAUUUGGACAUAGUGGACGGCGGCACGACUAGUUCUUCAGAAGGAGGCGAUUCUGAAAGUUAUCACAGCAAAAACAAAGCAAAACGCGUACGAACUACGUUUACUGAAGAACAGUUGCAAGUGCUACAAGCUAAUUUUCAAUUAGACUCCAAUCCUGAUGGCCAGGACUUGGAGAGAAUAGCACAGAUCACAGGUCUUAGUAAAAGAGUAACACAAGUUUGGUUUCAAAACUCAAGAGCUAGGCAGAAAAAACAUUUACACACUGGCAAAGUGAAAAGCACACCGAACAGUAUUCUUCACCAUCAAAACGGUUCGGAAAACCACUUCAACAGGCAUAUAAACUUGCAUCUCACGUACUCUUUUCAACAACCACCGUCGUCCAAUCAUUCUCAUCAGAGGGGAUCACCUGUUUACAUGCCGCAAACAACGGCAUCAGAAAAUUCUUCUUUAGAUGAACUUUCCCAAGACUCAAUGAUGAUGUGUUCAGUAGGUCGAAACAGCGAUCCUGUAUGAGAAGACAAUGGCUGCGGGGCGAUCUCAAGUGAUAAAAUUCUUCCCCAAACUCAUCAACAACCUACGCCACCGUCGCCACGUUAAAGAAAUUAUUAUUAUAAUGUUGCGUUAAAUUUGUUUUAUGAUAAUUGUUUUUUUUUUUUUGUUUCACUGUGAUAUAGUCAUAUAAUAUUAAUUAUAAACUUCUAUUGUCGGAUAAGUUUCCGAAAAUGCCCAAAGGUAUAACUUUAAAAUUAUUUUUACAAAACAAUAAAAAUUUAAAUCACUAUAAAUAUUAAAUGUUGUAGAAGGAUAAACCUUUUUGAAUAUUUUUACAUAUAAAAAAAAUUUAGUAUAAUGACAUACUAAGAAUACAUGUAUAUUUGUUGUCCAAUAUGACAUUAAAGCAGAUCAUCCAUAAUAUUUAUAAUCCAAUAAAAAAAUUACAAAAUUACUAUCUAAUAGUUUCAAUGAUACUACUAUGUCAUAACAGAUUAAAAUAAGAGUGUACACUUUGAUAAAAUAAUAACAUAUAUUAUAUUUGUUUAAUGAUUUCUAUAUUAGUUGUAUAAUGUACAUUGUUUGUGACACCUAUUCACCGCCUUACAAUUUCUUUGUCGGCUAAUUUGUUCUUUUAUCACACUACUAAGUUACCAUUAGUUAGGUCCUUGUAAUAUAAAUAUUAAAUACAUAUUAUAAUAUUACAUAUUAUUUUACAUAUUUUAGAGAUGAAUUAUACUAUUUUAUACUUAAUACUAUUACUCACUUAAUAGAAAUAAAUUCUAAAUUAUUUCCAAUAGGGUACAUAUUUGCGCACAUUUUUGCAAAAUCAUAUAAUAUUAAAAAAAAACAUACUACUCUUUCCCAAAAUUAUAUUAUAUUUAAAGUUAUAUUAAAUUGUACUUUUCUUUAAGUUGAAAUAACCUAAAUGAAUAAUUGUCAACUCAAUAUUUAAUUUGUUUAGUUAUUUGUUAUUGUACCAUAUUAUUGUUUAAUUUUUACUGAAAUAAAAAUUAGGCGUGCAAUUUUUAUUUAAAUAAAAAAUAAAUAAUGAAAUAAAAUAAAAUGUGAUCACACAUCGUAAUUAUUCACAGAGUUAGGUAUAGAUUAUUCAUGUAAGGUGUCUGAGUACAUAAUCUUAUACUACAUUAUGCUUAAUAAAAUUUGAUUUCAAAUAAACAAUUUUUAAGAUGGGGUUUGAACCCCAACUCCAUUUUUUGCGCACAUGUAUAAUUUAUCUUGAAAAUCUGUAGCAAAUAAUGAUAAUAAUAUUAUAAUUAUGAAGUCACAGAUACUUGUACCGUGUUGUUAUUUUAGCAAUUAAAUUUUCUUAGUUUUAACUAUGAGUAUAUUAUUAUUAUUGUAAAAAUUAACUAUAUGUUGUGUAAAUUAUUUGUAUUUAUUCAUGGUAUGUUGUAAAUAAUAAAUUAAUCAAUAAAAAUACAACUAUUAGAUUAA
Molecule: messenger RNA, 2838 nt
Organism: Daktulosphaira vitifoliae (grape phylloxera)
Lineage: Eukaryota; Metazoa; Arthropoda; Insecta; Hemiptera; Phylloxeridae
Gene: Awh
Product: LIM/homeobox protein Awh
Exons: 7
Coding region: 364-1401 (345 amino acids)
Biological process (GO): regulation of transcription by RNA polymerase II; neuron differentiation
Cellular component (GO): nucleus
Molecular function (GO): DNA-binding transcription factor activity, RNA polymerase II-specific; RNA polymerase II transcription regulatory region sequence-specific DNA binding
Source: RefSeq, a predicted model, not a curated record